Plasmopara halstedii is the source of this 279-nucleotide messenger RNA. RefSeq lists its product as uncharacterized. Lineage: Eukaryota; Oomycota; Peronosporomycetes; Peronosporales; Peronosporaceae. The coding region runs from base 1 to 279 and encodes 92 amino acids. The record is from RefSeq and is a predicted model, not a curated record. The transcript has 2 exons.
AUGGUAACAAGCAAUCAAGCGCGUUCUGUAUAUUUGUCGAGGGUUCCUACGGCGUAUCUCAACCCUACUCUUCGAGCGCUUAAGCGUUCUGCUACAGUCAAAGUGAAGUCUCGUCCAACCUUUGUAGUUCAGCUACCGCCUGCGCCCAAACAACGAUCAGGUUCUGAGUCUCUUGCGCAGCAUUUAAGUCGUAGGUCCGCUCCGCAGCUCCGCGAUAGUACCCGAGAAUAUGCUGUUUUCCGUAUCAAACGCACGUGUAGUCGCAUCUACAGCCGAUAG